ACUCAUGACGUCAUGAAUUUGGCGAUAACUUGAUUGAGAAAAUCUCAUAGUAAUAAUAAUAAGACAACUCUGAGGAGAAAAUUAAAUGGUAGAAGAAAAAAGUUUUUUGUUAUCACCCAUUUGAAUCUGAUCUUUAAGGAUACACCCUAUACAAGAUGAAUUUACCUGUCUUGCUAAUGGUGGUAACCAGUAAUUAUCAAUAUGAUGAUCACUCUAUUGCUGUGGUAGGCAAAAGAAGCUCCUUCAUUUUAGAAAAUAAUUCAGGGUGGAUCCCAGCACCUCAAGAAAACUAUGAAGUUCAAAAUAUUGGGAGAGUUGAUGUUACCGCUCAGUUGUGGUAUGGAGAUGAAGCGUUUGCUUGGUGGGGAAUAGUAACAGAAACUACAUUAAAACCAGGGGAAGUAAAAAUAUUGGAUAACGGUGGAAAAAUAUAUUACUACACUGGAUUGUUCAUAAUAAAUAAUAACAGCACUAGAGCCAUUGUUCAUGCUACUGGCGGCGAAUUGUACAAUCCUUGUGUUCCUCCAAAAAUUAACUAUAUGCUGUGGCUCAGACGAAUAGCCUAUUUUGCACUGAAGAGAAUCCCUUAUGGGAAAAAUUUUUCAAAACUUCUCAACCUUUUCUGGCCACAUAAACAACCGAAUGUUUGGCAAAACGUAACCCAAAAUAUAUCGCCGUUAUUAGAAAAGCAGGAACUUCAAAUCAUACAGAGUAUUCUUGGAAAUGAGGUUCUUUACUACAAAGAUCAAAUCGCCAGUCUUCAGGACGAGUUGAAGGAUAAUAAUAAAACUAGGGAACAUUACAUGAACAUUGCAUAUUCAUUAGUUGGUUUUGAGCUUAAAUUUGUGAUGCCUAAUACUUUUGAGGACCACAAUACUGUUAACUUCUAUAUCUUGCCCCUUUAUACCAAUGCAGUUUCAAUGAAGAUGCAUUUUUAUACAAUAGGUAUUCAGCAAAAAGAUCAGAUUGGCUUAAUGGAUGAUGAUGUCUCAAACAUCCAGAAAUAUAUGAACAGAACUGUUGCACAUUCUUCCGAAUACAUUAACUCUAUGCUCAAGUGGCCAGUUGAUAAUGCUUAUAACACGUCUACAGCAGAAGGUAUUUUUGACAAUAUGAUGACAGUUAGAAGUCACCUGGCUUUACAUGGAGAGGAAUAUCUACCUUUCUGGAACCACAUGAUGAAUAAUCCAUUAGCAAAUGACACAGAUGUUUACAAUCAUGUGAUUUCUUAUUCUGACUUUUUUGGUAGAGCCACCGCAAAUCUCUAUGCACAAGCUACCCCUGAGGAAGUUCCGGAGCCUUUAAAUCCAAGACUCAUUAAAGGAAAGAGGAAUAAACUAAUCAACAUAAGAGUGUACCUUUGGGAUCUCGAGAUGACUGCAGUAUCGGGAAUGAGACUUGAGUUUUCAAGCCAAGAUAUUUACCAACUAGGUACAGUCACUGAGAAGUUUGCCGAGUUUGAUUUGCGGGAUACCUACAUUGAGAAACUGAUAGCGUUUGGUGAAGGGGAGAUAGAUGGUUUAAAGUUCUUUUUGGAAGAUGGACGUACAUUUAUGUUUGGAACUGUUACAUCUAAAACAUUCAAAACUUUUGAGAUGCCAAAUCAUCAUAUAGUUUCCUUAUAUAUGUCGAGUGACUAUAAGACUCUUCACAAUAAAGCUGCAAAUAUAGCUGUUUCUUAUCUGUGGAAAAACUAGUAAUUUAUAAAUUGCUCAUAUAAUAUAAUAUGGUAAAGCUGUGGCUACUUGCACUGUGGUAAAAUGUAAUAAAAUUUUUUUUUGUUAGUUUUGAAAAAUAUGUACAGUGGAAAUGUUUUCAGUAAUGUAACUUUAAUAGAACUCCUGCUGAAAGUUGAAAAAAAUAGUCAUAAGAAUAAUAGAAAUAAGGCAUCGAGAUGUACAAAGUGACACCAGAAGAUGAUUGUGUGUGGAUACAACUCCUUACUCAAUGUAUCGCCACUUUUGACAAUAUAUUUUUGUGAUAUAUAUA
This is a messenger RNA of Leptinotarsa decemlineata (Colorado potato beetle), 1989 nucleotides long. RefSeq lists its product as uncharacterized. Lineage: Eukaryota; Metazoa; Arthropoda; Insecta; Coleoptera; Chrysomelidae. The record is from RefSeq and is a predicted model, not a curated record. Gene Ontology annotation, molecular function: toxin activity.